CUUAAUUUUCUGGCCUUUUUCUCCUCCUAAACCCACCCCUCCCUCAAAUAAAACCCCUAAUGCCCCUUGCUCUAUCUCUCUCUCAAAACCAUCUCUAGUAAUCUCUGUUUCUACUAUUCAUAAUUCGAUAAUGUCUUGCUACAAGGGCAAAUACGCCGAUGAGCUCAUUGCCAAUGCUGCUUACAUUGGCACCCCUGGAAAGGGUAUUCUCGCUGCCGAUGAGUCUACAGGCACAAUUGGCAAGCGUCUAGCCAGCAUCAAUGUUGAGAAUGUUGAGGACAACAGAAGGGCUCUUCGUGAGCUCCUAUUCACCACCCCUGGUGCCCUCCAAUACCUCAGCGGUGUGAUUCUUUUUGAGGAAACACUGUACCAGAAGUCUAAAUCAGGCAAGCCUUUUGUUGACAUCUUGAAGGAGGGUGGUGUCCUCCCUGGUAUUAAGGUUGACAAGGGUACUGUUGAGCUUGCUGGUACCAAUGGUGAGACUACAACCCAGGGUCUUGAUGGCCUUGCCCAGCGUUGCCAAAAGUAUUAUGAAGCUGGUGCACGCUUCGCCAAAUGGCGUGCUGUGCUCAAGAUUGGCCCCAAUGAGCCAUCUCAGCUUGCAAUCAACGAGAAUGCCAAUGGGUUGGCCAGAUAUGCCAUCAUUUGCCAGGAGAAUGGCUUGGUACCUAUUGUUGAGCCUGAGAUCUUGGUAGAUGGGCCUCAUGACAUCAACAAGUGUGCUGAGGUUACCGAACGAGUACUUGCUGCAUGCUACAAAGCUCUCAAUGACCACCAUGUCUUGCUUGAGGGAACUCUUUUGAAGCCCAAUAUGGUGACACCAGGAUCAGAAUCCAAAAAGGUUGCACCUGAGGUGAUUGCUGAGUACACAGUCCUCGCCCUCCAACGCACUGUGCCUGCUGCAGUUCCUGCCAUUGUAUUCUUGUCUGGUGGCCAAAGUGAGGAGGAAGCAACCCUCAACCUCAAUGCCAUGAACAAGCUCAAGACCAAGAAGCCAUGGUCAUUGUCCUUUUCUUUUGGACGUGCUCUUCAGCAGAGCACCCUCAAGGCUUGGGCAGGCAAGGAGGAGAAUGUGAAGAAGGCUCAGGAUGCAUUCAUUGUCAGGUGCAAGGCCAACUCAGAGGCCACUCUUGGAGCUUACAAGGGCGAUGCCACUCUUGGCGAGGGUGCUGCAGAGAGCCUCCAUGUCAAGGACUACAAAUACUAAGAGGUCUGCGGCAUUGUAAUUGUAGGGCUUCAUUUAAUCUUUUCCCCUUUCCCCUCUUAAGUUGCUGAUCAGUUAUAGCGCGAAGUAGCAUAAUAAGAAGGCUUGAGGAAAUAUUGGCGUGUUUAAUUUGAAUGGUUUUUGGACAGUUUCGAUUGAGAACUGGUUACGUUUUGUUUUCCUACAGUUCUAAUGAAAAAUUGAAUGAACCGUUUUCUCUUUUCUUUUCUGAA
Messenger RNA from Manihot esculenta (cassava), 1437 nucleotides. Its product is annotated as fructose-bisphosphate aldolase 6, cytosolic. NCBI's taxonomy places the organism in Eukaryota, Viridiplantae, Streptophyta, Magnoliopsida, Malpighiales, Euphorbiaceae. Gene Ontology annotation, molecular function: fructose-bisphosphate aldolase activity. Bases 131 to 1207 code for a protein of 358 amino acids. The transcript has 3 exons. Gene Ontology annotation, biological process: fructose 1,6-bisphosphate metabolic process; glycolytic process. Gene Ontology annotation, cellular component: cytosol. The record is from RefSeq and is a predicted model, not a curated record.